This is a messenger RNA of Penaeus chinensis, 1347 nucleotides long. RefSeq lists its product as uncharacterized. The record is from RefSeq and is a predicted model, not a curated record. Bases 242 to 1117 code for a protein of 291 amino acids. The transcript has 4 exons. Lineage: Eukaryota; Metazoa; Arthropoda; Malacostraca; Decapoda; Penaeidae.
GACUGCAGAUGGCGCAUUGUUAUUGAAGUCCUUCCUAGUCAUAAUAACAUUGAAGGAUCUGUGUCACCUUAGAUCUACGUGAAGUUUUUUAUAUAUUUUUAAAAUCUUUUGAUCAUAAUUAUUGUGAUUGUUAUAUACAUGAAGAAGGCGAAAGAAGUGUGGUUUCAACUGUGUUUUUGUCCGAUCAGUUGAGUUUAUUUGAAUAUUAUAAAGAAGAGAAGAGACAUUUUAUACGUGGACAAUGGAAACAAAUACUCCUCAUAUUACAACGAUAAUGGUAUUAAUUUGGACCGUUUUAGCGAGCGCGCAGAUUCCCUUCUUGCACCAAAGGCAUCCCUUCAUCAGCCAGCAGUAUCGCAGUGUCGCGCACUACCCUUUCUCACGGAUCGCAGGGGUCUUUCGGGUCGUAGAUGAAGAUUCCUGCCGAUGUGUUCCUAGCUCCCGCCGAUGUGCCGUUGAGAUUAUGGAGGAGUCGGUCACUAAGGCUCGGUGGUUUCCUUGCCCCUUCAUGACGAAGUACUGCUGUAGGCGAGAGGAGGUUUUUGACCGGUCAGACGCUGAAGAAAUAAAACAUCAGAAUAUAAACUUGACAGAGAGUGGUGUCGGCAGGACUAACCCGUCUCAUGUGAACGCCCCGAAUGAUAGAAUAUAUAGUGAGAACAGUCACAGCAAUUUCAUACAGGUGGUUCCGCAAUCUCUAGAUAACCAACCGUUACCGGUUCCAAACGUUUCAGAUGCUUCAGUAAUGCCAGGCACGGCGAACUUUUCAAGUAUUUCAAAUGCUUCAGAAGUUUCAAGGGUAUUGGUUGCUUCAAAAACUUUACCCUUGACGAAGACUUGGAGAGACAGCGACAGCCAAACGUGCACGUGUACGACCCACGACCAGUGCCUCGCUUGGUGGUCGGAGCUGGACGAGCCUCCCCAGAUCAAGAUGAAGACGAACCUACAGUGCGAGGUGCCAGGUCAGGUCACGUGCUGCUUCGGCCGUAUUGUACCUCCUUAUCAUUAUAAAGCACAUGACCCGUCGUCCUCUGAAGACGCUGCUCGACACGCCUUCAAGACGUCCAGAUGGCGGCCUUUCGCAACGAUCUGGGGAUUUAGGGAUUUAAAUGCGUAGGUGAAGAUAGAAUCCACGAUGCGAGAUAUUUGACAUAUAUUUCGUAGGAACUCAAGAACUUGGAUAUGAAAAGGAUGAAAGAAGCAGUUUUGAUAAAACCUAUAUUAAUGGUCCAUAUGUUAUGUAUAUGGAUACUGUACCUUUUAAUGAUUGUUAAUGUAAUCUUUUAAGUUUUUGUUUUCUGAAUUGUUAUUGAUACCAGUCAGUAUCAAAUAAAAUACACAUUUUCA